This is a messenger RNA of Aureobasidium namibiae CBS 147.97, 1035 nucleotides long. Its product is annotated as Bromodomain-containing protein. The transcript is spliced from 2 exons. Lineage: Eukaryota; Fungi; Ascomycota; Dothideomycetes; Dothideales; Saccotheciaceae. The record is from RefSeq and is a predicted model, not a curated record. The coding region runs from base 1 to 1035 and encodes 344 amino acids. Gene Ontology annotation, biological process: regulation of DNA-templated transcription; chromatin remodeling. Gene Ontology annotation, cellular component: chromatin; nucleus.
AUGGAGCAGGCAGAUUUGCUUGUCUGCCAGCACAUUCUCGAGGAGUUCCAGCGCAACAAGCAUCGCAAGUACGUGCGCUCUUUCAAAGAGCCUGUUGACAUUGUAGCUGUGCCUACAUACCUCAAUGUCGUCAGACAGCCAAUGGAUCUUUCUACCAUCGCUUUCAAACUAGGAAGGGGCAUCUACGACUCUGCAGCUGCCUUCAAAGCUGACUUUGAGCUCAUGCUCAACAACUCUGACCUCUUCAACGCAGGCCAUCCUCCAAGCCCUGUGUUUGAGCAAGGUCGUCAGCUACGCGAAGAGUUCAUCCAGGUCUGGGCAGAUCAGCACAACUGGCUCAAAAGAUUCCAUCCCCAUAUCUUCAGCAAGCCAGAGCCUCAACCUGAAGCAGAGAACGGAGGCAUGGAUGAGCCACCUGCUAAGAGGCUCCGUCAGAGUUCGCGCCUGAUCGCCACCGCAGAGUCAUCACCUACUACACAGUCGGCUUACACAGCUGCUAGUCUGGUCAGAAAGAGCGCCUCUAACCCUGUCACACCCAUGGCUGGCGCGUCGAAAACUGCUUCCAAAGCAAGCACUUCGUUGCCUGCUACAUUCCGCGCUGACUCGUGCAUUCAACACUCUUACUGCUCUCUUAGCAAAGCUAACAUGAUAUCUCCCAGCAAAAACCCUUGGGAGGACUUCCAACAGAGCCUGAGAGCUAUGGUCACCACUGAAGCCACUGCCGUGAUCAAUAACCCCAGCAUCAAUUACCCCAAUGAUCGCUCCAACAGUUUCGCCAACACACUUUGGUCAGCCAUAGCUACAGACGACAACAGCAUCACAGAAGAAGAUGCAGGCAAGGCCAGCUUUUCAGCCUGGGUCGAGCUUGCUGUGGAGGAACUGUCAAAAGUUGCCAUCAGAGACGUCGGCAACCAGGUUCAGAACGAGACCAAGAAAGCUUUGAGGGUUAUCAUUGAUCGCCAUCACGAGUAUCUCAGAGGCCUGCUUGACAGCCACUACGAGAACAUGAGAGCCAGACUUGAGCAUGAGGAUUGA